AUGUCUCCACGCUCCCCGCUCAGUCCUCAUGGUCAAUGGUGUCCUGUCUGUGAUUCAGGGUACGACCACUGGAAGGGCCAGGUGAUGACGGCUGGCGAGCUGCAGACUCUGUAUGAAGGUCUCCGCCUGAACGACGUCACUCGCUAUGACUACGUGCUGACAGGCUACACGCGGGACACGUCGUUCCUGGAGAAGGUGAUGGAGAUAAUUCAGGAGCUGCGGAGACAGAAUCCCAAGCUGGUUUACGUUUGUGAUCCAGUGAUGGGUGACAAGAGGAAUGGGGACGGGUAUAUGUAUGUUCCAGAAAUCCUGCUUCCGGUCUACAAGGAGAAAGUGGUCCCUCUGGCCGACAUCAUCACUCCCAACCAGUACGAGGCAGAGAUCCUGGCCGGGCGGAAGAUGAACACGGAGAAGGAAGCCAUUGAGGUGAUGGAUGUUCUUCACGAGAUGGGUCCUGACACUGUGGUUAUCACCAGCUCUGACCUGCCGUCGCGGUUGGGCAGCAACUACUUGGUGACUCUGGGCAGCCAGAGGAAAGUGUUGGCAGGCGGUUGCCGUGUGACGGAGCGUAUCCGGAUGGAGAUCCCCAAGGUGGACGCGGUGUUUGUGGGGACGGGCGACCUGUUUGCAGCCAUGCUCCUGGCCUGGACACAUCAGCACCCCAACAACCUGAAGAUCGCCUGCGAGAAGACGGUCUCCGCCCUUCAGCACAUCGUGACGCGGACCAUCGCCAACGCCAAGGCGAUGGCUGGCCCUGGCAAGAGUCCCAGUCCUGCCCAGUUGGAGCUGCGGGUGAUCCAGAGCAAGCAGCAGAUCGAGAACCCGGAGAUAACCAUCAACGCCACCAUCAUCUAGCCCGUCGCCAGACCCUGCCGUCACCUGCCCCUUGUCGCACCCUCCCUCCCCUCCCUCCCAUCCCCCCCCCCCCCCCCCCCCCCCCCCCCCCCCCCCCCCCCCCGGGACCGUGGCUGGGUGAGGGGGAGAGUCGGCGCCAGGAACAGAUCCCUCAUCGCCCCGCUGGCACGUCGAGCUUCCGCUACCCCAAGGACCAACGCAGGGGCACUGCCAGCUGUGCCCACCUGGGGGAACAUCUGUCCCGCUCUCUGGCUGUGGGGAGGGGGCACGGCACUGCACUGCAUCACGUCGUGGGCAUGCAGUAGUGGGCAUGCAGUGGGUAUCUGGGCAUGCACUGGUGGGCAUGCAUUGGGUCGCUGGGCAUGCACUGGUGGGCAUGCAGUGGGCAGUUGGACGUGCACUGGUUAGUUGGGCAUGCACUGGUGGGCAUGCAGUGGGUUGCUGGGCAUGCACUGGUGGGGCAUGCAGUGGGCAGUUGGGCAUGCACUGGUUAGUUGGGCAUGCACUGUGGCAAAGAUCAGUGAAUAUUUUAAACUGUGAACUCUCCGAAUCACUCACUGGUGAUCUACAGUGAAUCAUCUCUCAAUCCCCCCCCCCCCCUCACUCUCCGUCCCGCCAGUAUCAAACUAUUCCAGCAUCCGUGGAGUGAGAAUCGCAGUGAACGAGUCCUCUGUGGGACUCUGCACCACAACUGCUUCUCUCUCCGCAGAUGCUGCCUGACCUGAGGUUUAUUCGGGCAUUUUACAGCAGCUGCGGGUUUUUUUUGUUUGUUGUCUGUUUGACCUUUAACCUCUGGGCACCCGGCUGCCGGUGGGAGGUUGGUGAGGUUUUGUCUCCGUUCGAUAGCGAGUUCCCGCUCUCCCCUUCAAUAAAACACUCGACCUCCUUCCCCCAGAGAUGUGUCUGCCGCUCGCAGCGACAGAGUCCGAGCGAGCCCACCCACCCACUCCGUCACCAGCUGUCCUCCCACCCACCGCACCGCUUGACCCACUGGCGUGGGAAGGAACUGCAGGUGCUGGUUUCAACCGGAGAGAGACACUAAAUGCUGGAGUAGCUCAGCGGGACAGGCAGCAUCUCUAGACAGAAGGAAUGGGUGACGUCUUGGGUCAAU
Amblyraja radiata (thorny skate) is the source of this 1966-nucleotide messenger RNA. RefSeq names its product pyridoxal kinase. Gene Ontology annotation, cellular component: cytosol. Gene Ontology annotation, biological process: pyridoxal 5'-phosphate salvage. The coding region runs from base 1 to 855 and encodes 284 amino acids. The transcript has 9 exons. The record is from RefSeq and is a predicted model, not a curated record. NCBI's taxonomy places the organism in Eukaryota, Metazoa, Chordata, Chondrichthyes, Rajiformes, Rajidae. Gene Ontology annotation, molecular function: pyridoxal kinase activity.